Molecule: messenger RNA, 720 nt
Organism: Stegastes partitus (bicolor damselfish)
Lineage: Eukaryota; Metazoa; Chordata; Actinopteri; Pomacentridae
Product: secretory phospholipase A2 receptor-like
Exons: 1
Coding region: 1-720 (239 amino acids)
Source: RefSeq, a predicted model, not a curated record
AUGGAGAAGAUCGUCUUCAGAGUGCUUAUUGUUACAAGUGCAUGCAGUCUGGCUGAAAAACACCUGUUUGUCCAACGGUCACUAGACUGGAGCGCAGCUCGGGACUGGUGCAGGGAACACCACACUGACCUUUCACCCAUCAGCAGCAGUUUGGUGGAGCAGGCGUUCAUAAUGUCUGUGGGUAAGCAACAUUCAGGAUGGAUCGGUUUGUACUGGGACCAACCCCAAGCUAUCUGGAAAUGGGCAGGAGCCGGCCAAGUCACCUACCAGAACUGGAAAAACACAAUGGAUUUAUCACAGGCUCUUCUUACUACCAACGCCUUCUGGACCGGUGAUGGAUGGUUUCCUGAGAUGGGUUACACUGGACGCAACUUCUUCUGCAUUAGUCUGAAGAUAGUGGAGGAGAAGAAGGCCUGGGAACAGGCUGUGGCGCACUGCAGAGACAGUUACACUGAUCUCACCAGCCUGCUCUCUGACGCCGAGACCAAACUGGCCCAAAAUGAGAUGGAGCGCCAUGAUAUCACUGAGCCGAUGUGGAUCGGCCUGCGUUUCCUGGGCGACCGCUGGCUGUGGGUGAACGGUGACACUCUGGUGGACACAGCCUGGUCCCAAGGAGAAGGUCAGGUGUGUCCAAUGGUGAAACGCUGCGGCGCUCUAACCACUGAAGGACUGUGGGAGGAGAGGGACUGCCAGGAAAAACUCAAAUUCAUCUGCAUCUGA